AUGGCAAAAGACGACUCCAAGCAAGCAGCGAAAGCUGACCCCGAGCAGCAUAGCGAGCCACAACAACCCUCCUCUCCGCAGCAGCAGCAAUCUUCCUCUCCUCAGCCUACUUCGCCCGCAACGACCUCUUCCGCAAGAGCCGUCACUUUCAAGGCAUCCGCUCAGCCAGCUGAAGAAGCCGUAUCUGGCCGCAAGAGAGAACGCGAAGGCAGCCUGGAACCAUCGCAACUGACCCCAUCUCGUGAACCCAUUCCGGCCAAGAAGAACCGUCUGGAGGACUCGCUGCAGGAGGAGGACGAUGACACCGAAAGUCGCCACCAACCCGAAACCGAAAAGGUCGGCCAGAUCCGCAAGAAAGUCGACGAGCUAAGCACUCAAGAGCUAAAGACAGCACAAACAACUUUAUCCUCAGCGUCCGAACCAGCCGCUGCCACUACCACUGCCACUGCCGAUGCCAAGGCCCAGACGGCAGCAGAGACCGCUUCAGCAACGGAAACAGCAUCAGAGUCCAAAAAGGACUCGACUUUGGCGGACAAGCCCAGCAGAGAAUCAGAACUUGUCAAAAGUUCCCAAGAUCCCCCAGCUCGCACUCAACCCACCUUCUCAGCCUUCAGCUCCAAGUCGUCACCAUUCAGCGCUGUCCCCUCCUCUUCUGGCUCAUCCUCUUCAAGCAGCAAAAGCGGGGUUUCAGCUUUCGCAGCCAGGAGCUCUUCGCCUCUAGUUGGAUCUGGCAUCAAACCCAGCAGCCUCGGAUCCAGCAUUGGAGCUCACCAUGCUGAAAACGGCUCAGCCUCUCCAGCUACCGCUACCACCUCUUCAAGCUGCUCAAAGCCAAUUGCAAAAGGUUCCUCGUUCGGCUUCGGCGCUUUUGCUGGCGCCAGUCCGCUAGCCAAAACAAAAGUCCAAGCUGCAACCACCUCUGACAAAGAGUCGAAAAAGACAGAAUCUUGCACUGACAAGGCGACAUUCGAACAACAACUUCUCAGCGACAGCAAAGAUGACACUGCCUCCUCGGAAAGCAAGUGCAAGCCAUUGCUCGAAGCGCCUGAGGCAGAAACCAAAACUGGUGAAGAAGAUGAAGAAAGCAUCCACAGCAUCCGCGCAAAACUCUAUACCAUGGCCGAAGACCAGUCUUGGAAGGAACGCGGCACAGGUACACUUCGUGUCAACAUCCCCAAAAAACCGUCGGACAAACGCCCCGCUCGUCUCGUCAUGCGAGCAGACGGCGUACUACGAGUGAUCCUCAACAUCUCCCUCUUCAAAGGGAUGAAGUGCGAACUUCAAGAAAAGUUCGUCCGCAUCAUUGCUUUUGAAGACGCAAAAGCCGUACACUACGCUAUCAAGCUGAGCAACCCCAACAACGCAGCUGCACUCAUGGACGUCCUUGACCACUUUGUCCUUGCGCCAGACGCAUCUGCACAUGCAUGA
Molecule: messenger RNA, 1428 nt
Organism: Ustilago hordei
Lineage: Eukaryota; Fungi; Basidiomycota; Ustilaginomycetes; Ustilaginales; Ustilaginaceae
Exons: 3
Coding region: 1-1428 (475 amino acids)
Biological process (GO): intracellular transport
Cellular component (GO): nuclear pore; cytoplasm
Molecular function (GO): GTPase activator activity
Source: RefSeq, a predicted model, not a curated record